Molecule: messenger RNA, 8013 nt
Organism: Microcebus murinus (gray mouse lemur)
Lineage: Eukaryota; Metazoa; Chordata; Mammalia; Primates; Cheirogaleidae
Gene: GUCY1A2
Product: guanylate cyclase 1 soluble subunit alpha 2
Biological process (GO): response to oxygen levels; cGMP biosynthetic process
Cellular component (GO): guanylate cyclase complex, soluble
Molecular function (GO): guanylate cyclase activity; heme binding
Source: RefSeq, a predicted model, not a curated record
GGGCCGCAGCCCUCCCCGCCCGCCGCCCGCGGUCACACACUCGGAGCCUCCCCGCGAGCGGGAGCGCGGCGCACGGCGAUGCGCCGAGGCGGGCGCUGAGGCGGCGCCGCGCGAGCUGCAGCAGAGGCGGCGGCGGCCCCCAGCCCAGCCCGGCGCCGCCGCCGAGCCCGGGCCCCAAGGCGCGCCGGCGCCCCAAGUUCCCGCCAUGAGCAGCCGGCUCGGGGGGCUCCGCGGCCCCGGGGACUCCCGCCCCGCCGAGCGCGACCGCUGCGCCCCGCGGCCCCGACGCGCCUAACGCUGCCGCUCGCCGGUCCCGCCGCCGCCGCCGCCCGCGUCCCCGCCGCCUCCUCGGCCGCCGCAGCGCCUCCGGCAGCAUGUCUCGAAGGAAGAUUUCGUCCGAGUCCUUCAGCUCUCUGGGCUCCGACUACCUGGAGACCAGCCCGGAGGAGGAGGGGGAGUGCCCCCUGUCUAAGCUCUGCUGGAACGGCAGCCGGAGCCCGCCCGGGCCGCUGGAGCCCAGCGCGGCCGCCGCCGCCGUCGCCCCGGCCCCGGCUCUCUCCGCCGCCGCCGCCGCCGCCACGGCCGGGGCCAGGAGGGCGCAGCGCCGGAGGCGGGUCAACCUGGACUCGCUGGGCGAGAGCAUCAGCCGCCUGACGGCGCCCUCGCCUCAGACGAUACAGCAGACUCUCAAGAGGACAUUGCAGUAUUAUGAGCAUCAAGUUAUUGGUUAUAGGGAUGCAGAAAAGAAUUUCCACAAUAUCUCAAACAGAUGCUCCUAUGCAGACCAUUCCAACAAAGAGGAAAUUGAAGACGUCUCAGGAAUUCUUCAAUGUACUGCUAAUAUCCUAGGUUUGAAGUUUGAGGAAGUUCAAGAAAGAUUUGGUGAGGAGUUCUUUAACAUAUGCUUUGAUGAGAAUGAGCGAGUCCUUCGAGCUGUAGGUGGCACGUUGCAGGACUUUUUUAAUGGCUUUGAUGCUUUGUUGGAACACAUUAGAACUUCUUUUGGAAAACAGGCCACUUUGGAGUCACCAUCUUUCCUAUGCAAAGAGCUCCCUGAAGGUACUCUCAUGCUCCACUACUUCCACCCCCACCAUGUUGUGGGGUUUGCAAUGCUGGGGAUGAUUAAGGCUGCAGGAAAGAAGAUCUAUCGGCUGGACGUGGAAGUGGAACAGGUUGCAAAUGAGAAGCUGUGCUCUGAUGGUGCAAACCCAGGCAAUUGUAGCUGUCUUACUUUCCUUAUCAGAGAAUGUGAAAAUACUAAUAUCACGAAGAACCUUCUACAGGGAACCUCCCAAGUUCCUGCAGACCUCAGAAUUAGCAUCAACACCUUCUGCAGGGCCUUCCCUUUCCACUUGAUGUUUGACCCCAACAUGUCAGUCCUUCAGCUGGGGGAAGGUCUCAGGAAGCAGCUCCGAUGCGACACUCACAAAGUGCUCAAGUUUGAGGACUGCUUCGAGAUUGUCUCUCCAAAGGUUAAUGCCACCUUUGAAAGGGUCCUGCUGCGACUGUCCACCCCGUUUGUGAUUAGAACAAAGCCUGAGGCUUCUGGCACUGAAAAUAAAGACAAGGUGAUGGAAGUCAAAGGGCAAAUGAUCCAUGUCCCAGAAUCAAAUUCCAUUCUAUUUUUGGGCUCUCCAUGUGUGGACAAGUUGGAUGAACUCAUGGGCCGAGGGCUGCAUCUCUCAGACAUCCCCAUCCAUGAUGCCACCCGAGAUGUCAUUUUGGUGGGCGAGCAGGCCAAGGCCCAGGAUGGCUUGAAGAAGAGGAUGGAUAAACUAAAGGCAACUUUAGAAAGAACUCACCAGGCCCUGGAAGAAGAGAAAAAGAAGACAGUGGAUCUUCUAUAUUCUAUUUUCCCUGGCGAUGUGGCCCAGCAGUUGUGGCAAGGGCAGCAAGUGCAGGCCAGGAAGUUUGAUGAUGUCACCAUGCUCUUUUCAGACAUUGUCGGCUUCACAGCCAUAUGUGCCCAGUGUACUCCCAUGCAAGUGAUCAGCAUGCUAAACGAACUGUACACCAGAUUUGACCACCAGUGUGGAUUUCUGGAUAUCUAUAAGGUGGAAACAAUAGGUGACGCAUACUGUGUUGCAGCAGGACUCCACAGGAAAAGCCUCUGCCAUGCGAAACCCAUUGCUCUGAUGGCCUUGAAGAUGAUGGAACUUUCAGAGGAGGUGCUGACACCUGAUGGAAGACCGAUUCAGAUGAGGAUAGGCAUUCACUCGGGCUCCGUGCUGGCUGGAGUUGUUGGGGUGAGAAUGCCACGUUAUUGCCUGUUUGGAAAUAAUGUCACCCUGGCAAGCAAAUUCGAGUCGGGAAGUCACCCUCGGCGCAUCAAUGUCAGCCCAACCACUUACCAAUUAUUAAAACGAGAAGAAAGUUUCACAUUCAUUCCUCGGUCCCGUGAAGAGCUUCCAGAUAACUUUCCAAAGGAAAUCCCUGGGAUCUGCUAUUUCCUCGAGGUAAGGACUGGGCCAAAGCCGCCAAAGCCUUCUCUUUCUUCAUCAAGAAUAAAGAAAGUUUCCUACAACAUCGGCACCAUGUUCCUCCGGGAGACAAGCCUCUGAGACCUGCUACAGAUCAAAGACUCCUCCAAAAAGCACAAGCCCAGAAGAUGGGUCAGGACAAGAGAGUGGAAAGAGAUCAUUUCUCUUUCAGUGAGUGCUUUGUUGAAAACAAGCGGCGGCGGAAUUUCUGUGUUAUGUCAGGCAAUAAUCAUAGAAAAUGUGGGUGACUGCUGUCAAUAAAAAAAAGCUGGAGCAUGAGGGGAAAUAAGAUGUGUCCAUUCAUGAGAGUGUUUUUGGUCAUAUAUAUCUAUAUAUAUAUUUUAAUUACAAGUAUGGGUCCCCUUUCAAAACUAACCAAGAAAUAGAUUCUGUUUUCUUGUUUGUCACACAUACAAGUAUCUUUCCAUAUAUAUUUGUACCACUUUUGAGAGCCAGUUUUGAUUAUAUAUUCCUACAUCUAGUGAGUUGGUAGGUGAGGAAGAUUUUCUAAUUUUCAUUUUCUGAGCAGACAUUUCAUACAUAUAUCAUGGCAGUGUGGUAAACUUCCCAACCGGAAGAAUUGUAACUCAGCAAAAUAUUUUAGGGAUAUUACCUAUUUUUAUACAUAUCUCUUCUAGAUAAUUACAUUUCACACAACAUUAUUAGAUUUUCCGAAUCUCCUACUAUAUUGUUGAUAUAUUAUAUAAUGCUAACCUGUUAAUCUAAUACAGUUUCACUUAUUUAGGGAUAUUAGUGCUUGGACUGAGAAUAUAUAUAAUCAAGGAUUUCAGAUGCUGAGAAAGCAUUAUAUGUCUGUUUAGUAAAUAUCAUUUAGAUUUAAUUAAUGUAGCAUGGAAUCCAAAGGAAAUAGAAUUUCCUAAUAGCAGAUAUACCUGUAACCAAGAUUAAGGAGAUGUUUCUUUUGCCAUCUUCUAACAAACAUCAGUUAAAAUGAUAUGCUUUGCUACAUUGGACCCUUUUUCAACUUAGAACUUAUAAAUAUAUGUAGUUUUUACAACAUUAACCUGCAUUCUAAUAAGCAGCAUUGUACCAAAUGACAUGUUGGUAGCUCCCCUACCACUUCCCCAAUUCAUGCCUCCUAAAGGCUGACUUACCACUUGGAGAGCAAAUUCCCGGAUACUGGUGUUAGUGACAAAUAGGUCUCGGGACAUGUUGCCAAGAAUGUUGUUUUUUUCUUGUGUAACACAAAAGCAAGGAAAACCCUGUAUUUUGUGGCACUGAGAUUUUUGCUUAAAAAUGUUCUGCAGUUUGAUUGAUGUGGCUUUUAAAUUCAGUGAAUCAUCUUCCUGAAUACUGAACUAGGUUUAACGUUCAGAACUCGUAAUCACUGUAGCUACGGAUAGAUUUCCAUCGCAUGCCCUGCUAAAAUGAAGACCUGUUCCCAUUAAUCAAUACUGCAUGAAAAUAUUAUUAUUGGCUCAUGCUAAAAUUAGGAGCACAGUGUGUCCAGAGUUCUCUUAUUCCAGAUCAGCUAUAAAACCUAAGUUUCUAUUGAGGUUAAUGAGCUGGAAGCAUUUGUUUCCUUGAAACCUUGGAGUGGCCAUUUUCUUACUCAUUGCUAGCUCAUGUCUACUGAAUGCAAUAUAUUUCUUUUCUGUUCAGGGAUUAUGGCUGUAUUAUGAUUUGGUUAUGACAUAACUCAGCUAAGAAGUCUAUUAACUAAUUUCCAAUGUCGUCUGUGAGGCUUAAUUCAUGUUUUUGUGUUCUCGAAGUGUGUGGCUAGAAAACAUUUAAAAUAUGCAAAUAUUUGUUAUAAUCAUGACCCCUUUUAUAAUUUGCUCCUGUUCUCACUCUGGGGUUUAUGAGGAUACUAGUGUAACAGUUUUUAUGUGGAGAAAAGAGAACAUAGACCCUGAGCUCUCUAAACCCCUGCCCGACCCCUCUUCCCUGGGCCUAUGUCUCUGUUUUUAACUACAUGGGGGAGAGAAGGCCAAGAUUUAUAGGAGGCUACAUGUAGGCUGAGGACAGGGUAUUCUCAUGGGAGUAAUAACUCACAAAGAAAUCUCUUCAGGGUGCUGGUUGAUUAACCCACUUCCUCCACAAGGGUCAGUGGGGAGGUUUACAGCUAGUGUGGAAAGCACAGGCUGGGAGCAACUCAGUCCUCAUGGUGAUAUUAGAAAAUGCCUUAGCAAUGUUGAUGGGCUUCUAAUAGCAUGGGACAUGGUGAGAGAACCAAGCUUGCUGAAGUCAUUUCUGCUUAUUCUGUGCAGUAAUGUAGAGCUCAUUAGGAUAUAUUAAAUCAACAAACACUUUGGUGGUAAACAAUGUGUUCUAUAACAUAAACAGAGGGACUUCUAGAAAUCAUGCAAUCUAUUUCUCUGUCUUUUGUAAAGAUUUGUCUAAGCAACUGUUUUAAACACAUGGUUAUUCUCUCUGUACUUAAGAAUAUCUAUGGGAAACAGAUUUUAAAAGCAUCAUUGGAAAUCCACUCCUUUAUUUGGUAAAUUGGUGAUAGGGCUUGAGGGAAGGAUUGUAUAUAUAUGUGUAUAUAUAUAUAUAUAUAUAUAUAUAUAUAUAUAUAUAUAUAUACAUUCAGUUUGUCAGAAGAAUCACAAAAAUCUGUGCUAGUUUAUACAACUUUACUAAGAGAAGUAGCCAUUUACAUUGUCACAAAUGUCACACUGAAUAACAUGACAGAGAUCUCUUAAAUAUCACCAACAGGAAGUAAGCUCUAUUUUUCAUACAGUAUAACCUAAAUGUAUUUUUGAAGCUAUUGUCUGAGGCAGUGGUCUAUUCUAUUAUCAUUUUGCCAACCUAUUACAGUUGAUUAUUAUAGUUACACUGUUGCUGAAUGUGUUUGUAAGGUACUAUAUAAAAUGUCUGUUCAUUCUAGCUGCAGUCACAGAAGUUAGAAGCUGUGAAGAAGCAUUAUAUUUUUAUUUGUCCUGCACAAUGCAGUCCACAUAUUCUCUCUUAAGAACUGGGACUGUAACAAUUUGGUGGCAUUUGGCAUUUCAUUUGACUAAUAUCUAUACAGUAUUCUCACUUACUUACAAAGUAUUGCAUACAGCGUGCAUUGUAGUAUGGCAGUUAAAAGGAAUUUAAAUGAUGUUCCCUUAGAAACCAAGUAGUUGGGGAAAUGGCUUUAACCCACUCUAAAAGGAAUACUUUGAAGUAUAAUUUGGCACCUACAGUUCCUGUAUUUUAAUGUUUUCUCAAGCAACUAAUUUGAAGAAGGCACUUUAUGACUGUCCAUCAGUACCAAAGGUUCACAUUAGCAUCAGGAUCAUUUGGAGGAAAGGAAUGCCAUCACCUGCAAAUAAAUCAGUUAUCUAGCAAAAUCAGAAUCCCCCAAUAUUUACUCAAAAUGUACUGCACAGUAUCUGCUUUGCGAACCUUAAUAAUUAGGUAACAUUGGCCAUGACAAAAAAAAAUAAUAAGAAAAAAAGAAACAUAUUUAGUUGAAUCUCUUGGCUGUGUAAUGUAGGGAAAGGGAAGAAGACAUAGCUUCUAGGUGACAUGGAACCCAACUGUCUAAAACUGCCUCUGUAUUAAUCUCUUAUAUUUCAAAUUAUUUGGGGUUUCCUUUUUAAUGCCCGAUUGUGUGUGGAAUGUGAGCUGUGACAUAUUGUGACUUUGAGACAGACAUCCGUGCCUGAGACUUGAGAGCGGGUCUGUGCAUUCAGCACUUCAAAUGCUAACUCAGUCUCACGCUUCUUCCUCUUGUCCAGUGACGAUGGUACCAAGAUGUAGCGGUUCAUUGUGAAAGUGUGAGAGUGUGUGCCCUUCCAAGAAAAACAGAGCAAAACGGGACCAUAACAACUUAAACAAAAUCUCAUUCUCAAGGGCGGCAAGGCUUUUAAAUCUGCAAACUCCUCCAAAGAGUUCCAGCAAUAACACAAAAUUAAAUUGAUGACUACAAAAGGCAAAGCCAUGGAGAAUUUGAAAACCCCCCAGACUCUGUGCUUUGUACAGAAUCACAUCGCUGCUGAAUGAAAUAGGGUGUCUUAAGUUGUGAUGUAUCAAGAGGGAGCUCAAGAUUAUGACUAUCAUUACAUUUAUUUGUUGAAGAAGGCUCCUUGGGUUCCCGAUUUGCCGAGGGCAGGUGUUGUGGAUGAUUAGGACAGAGAGUAAAACUUCCACAUACAGGUUUCUGUCUUGCCAUGCAUUUUGAGCACGACUUAGCCCACCCUAGACCCUCUGUUCCUCCAUGCUAUCACUAGAAACCCCUGAACCCUGGCCCCAUCAAGCAUCAUUCUCUCUUCUGAGCCCGGCAUAGCCAUGGAAAGGAUUGCUGAUGCCUGAUUCAGGGAGAUAGGAAUGCCCACGCCGGGCCAGGCCCGAGUAACAGUGCACUUCUGAAGUGAACCAACCAUUGUGAGAUGUGCUGGGGCAUUGAUUACAUCUGCAGCUUCUACCUCUGCUCUUUCUUCAACAUACAAUCUAAGUCCAAGUGCUUCAUGCAACUCUACUGAAUGUACUUUGGAAUUAAUCAUACAUGACUCUGGAUAGACUUUGGGUGGCACCAGCUGCCUUUCAGCCAACAAUACCUAGAAACUCAAGUCCAAGAACCAAGCCCCAUAUCAAAGCUUAGUUGUUUUCAUUAUUAGGUUAUAAUUACAGACCUUCAACUACAAAAAUUAUGUCAUUUCAGAGGCUUCUAUAAGCAUGGCUUAUUAGAUAUAGCCCAAAAUCAUGAUACAUGAGAGACUGAAUUAUUAAAUUUUUAGCAUAUUCUAGGCUGAAAAAUGGUUUUGUGGGCAGCUCUUGAUAUGAAUAUACCUAAAUCACAACCAGCUGGUUUAAUAUACACAUAAAUUGUGUUCACAUGAUUGAACAAAAUUUAUUGUUAAACAGGUAAAUUGACACCAGCUGUGGACUCAAUUUCAGGAUCUUCAUGGUAGCAAAUGAAGAGCAGAUACUGAUUUUAUAUGCAGAUUUGCAUAAUCUUACCAGUUUAUAUAUUGAGAUAGUGUGCAAAAUUCCUUCCUCACACUUGAGUCAAACAAUUGAAACUGAAGUAUUACUGUUCUUCCACCUUUCUGUUUCCUUCCUUCCUUUGUUCCUUUUUUCUUUUCUUCUUUCCUUUCAUUGAAAAAAAAAAAAGUCAUUGAUACAUUUAUAACAUGGCAAGAAUCACUGCUAAUCUCAUAUUAAUAGUUUUAUAAAGUGAUGAAUAUUCUUAGUUUUUUUGUGUGUGUGCGUGUAUGUGCUUAUUGAAUGUAGAUGUUACAUGGUUAAAAGGAAUAACCUUUUUGGAAGGACUUGGGAAUGUAGAGAAGUAAAGUUUGUCUCUUUAUUUAUAAUGUGUUGUAACCAGAUCACAGCUUCAGUUAAGCACCUCAUUACCACCUCAUCCUUAUUAAGAAAUGACCUAGUUCAAUGGUUCAACUCAUCUGCUUGUAAGUAACUGGCUGGCUUCCUAAGAAUUACCUAGGGAGUUUUAUGAAUACAAAUCGCUAGGUUAUACCUUCAGAGACUUGGAUUCAGUAGGUAGGGCCUAGGAAUCUGUAUUCAGGAAAUCACUCUGAGUAAUGUUAAUAUGUAGCCAGACUUGGGAAUUAAUUGAAGA